Armigeres subalbatus is the source of this 5669-nucleotide messenger RNA. RefSeq lists its product as uncharacterized. NCBI's taxonomy places the organism in Eukaryota, Metazoa, Arthropoda, Insecta, Diptera, Culicidae. Gene Ontology annotation, molecular function: calcium ion binding. The transcript has 7 exons. The record is from RefSeq and is a predicted model, not a curated record. Bases 1550 to 5176 code for a protein of 1208 amino acids.
AGUUUGCUUUUGCCACCCGGAGAAAUCGGAUCUAUCUACCUGUGUCUGCGUUUGGUUAGUUUCACGUUUUAACGCUUACUUUUUUAGUUCUUUCGUUUUGAAGCUCUCCGCUUGUUCCGUCGAAGCAAGUCGCGAUCGCGGAUUUCCACUUAGGUGUGUUCGUGUACGUGAGAAGCUUUCGUGGAUCGUAAAAAAGUAAGAAAAAGGGGGUGUCCGAGCAGAAGGUGAGACCCGGCACCCGCAGCGGCGCAUACGUGUCAGGUUGAGACGGAAAUUCACUUAGUCCUCAAGUGAAAAUUUGUGAUGAUUUUACGCAACCGAUAGAAGUGUCCUGAAGUGAACGGAAAUCACAGGAGGCGUUUUGGAAAAAAAACAGCUUGUUUCGAUUUGAAUUAUAACAUCAUGGGAGUGUAAGAGUGAGAGUGAAACAGUUUCGCCAUUCGUCCACAGUGUUGUGAAGUGAUAUUCAAAUUGGACCCCGAGGGUCCCCCUCUGUAAGGGUGCAGAAAUUAUGCUUUAUGCAAAUGAGGAGGUGUUUGUGGCAAAGUCAGCCUUCAUUGUGGUGAAUGUGGUGUGCGACUGAAAGUGAAAGAAGCUUACUGAAGAGAGGUUACACGAGAACGAUCGAGCGACGAUCGACAGCGACGGUGGUGACCGCGUCGACCACGAAUAUGGAGAAGGCGCAGAGGUGAUCUUAAAGUAAAAGUGAAACUAACCAAAGGCGAAGGAAUUCCAAGAUUGGAUCGGUAAAAAGAAACAGGCACAACAACAAACACGAAACGCACUUAGGACAAGUUGAGUAAAGAAGAAGCCGGAGCUGGUAAUAAGAAGCGGAACGAACGAGAUUGCAUGUGGAACUGAAAACCUGCUCCUUCAGUGGAUACGAAGCCUUUGCCUUAAUAUUAAAUGGUAUUGACACUGCAGCAGCCCAUCAACGCAGGAACAGGUACGCACCAUCUCGUCUUGACCGACGCGUAGAUAGUUGUCGAAUGAAAACGAACAGCGAGUGAAAAGUUGGAAAAAUAUUAUCAUUUAUAGACAUCAUCACACUCAAUUAACAACAUUCCAUCUUCUUCCCGCCAUCCUCAUCACUGCGCGUUCCAAUGAAGUCUUCAGAGGAUGAUCACGCACUAUCCUGGCAUCAGCACCAGAGGCAGUCACCCCAGACAAAGUACGAUCAGUCUGAGAGAACCGCCAAUUAUCUCCAUCUCAACCUGUAGCACAACCACCGCCAGCAGAUCGGAUCAUCGACGUCUGCUUCAUCGUCGUCUCGUUGUCGUCAAUCGAGACCCACACCGGAAAAGAUACGAACGCAACGAAGCAACAACCAGAUUGCCAUCAAAACCAAACCCAAGAUACACAUAAUAACAGAAAUUAGCGUCGCGCAACGAUUUCAGUAUGAAAUUGCCUCACAAUAGAAUCAUCGUCAACGGAUAUUAUUAAGCAGAACGAAAACGAGAGUGGUAGCGGAAUUCGCUGAUUGAAAGCGAAAACAAUUUACGGCAAAAUCAAAAGCGCAACAAAUAAACCGAGGUAAUUUAUUUAGUGAAUGAGAAAAAAGGAACCGAAAUCCAAAAUGUCAUUCAAACAAUCGCGCCUCAGCAGUAGCAGCAGUGCCGUGACCACACUUAUCCAGCAGGCUUACUUAUGCGGCUUGAUCGGUCUGCUGGUGGCGUCACAGCUAUCACACGCGACCAAGCCUUGCAGCAACUCACAAGACUGUACAAACGAAGACCUAGCCACUAGCAGUAAAUCUAGGAGAUCGGCGUCACCCAUACUAAAUGACGUCGGAACGAGAAACAAAGACUUUCUAGUUUUCGAAAACAAUAAAGUUGAUCAGGACGCGUCGCCCAUAUCGAAACAACGAAGCGGAAAGGAUCUGCUCGAUGAUUCGUUCCAGUUCAGUAAACAUGUUGCGAUGAAUUUGACGGGCUCGACUCCUAAUGCACCACCUUUCAUAGUGGCGAACAACAUCAACGGACGACAGAACGCGAACCCGGAUAUUCAGGAUAUCAUUACGGGUAUUGUCAAACUGUUGAACGGUAAUGUUAAUGUGCACGCCAACACGCAGCCGACGAGGAGGCACUCGGCUACUAGAAUUAAUAACCGAGGCCCUCCAAGAAUCUCGGAGGCACAACCAGUUCCCAAUGAAUAUGAGGGCGAUUUGAAUACUCCGCCAACUCCGUCGCGACCUCCUUACACUUUCGAACGACCACAGGCACCCAUCAGACCGUUUCUCACGGGCGUACCCAUCCCAGAGCAAAUCGUACCUUCCAUGCAGCAAACCAAUCGGCCUGGGUUUGUGUCACAAAACCGGCCACCAUGGCAGCGACCCAAACCAAGACCGCCGAUAUCACCGAAUCGAAGGCCUAUGCCACCAUACAAACCUUAUCCGACAAACAUAGACUUUGCCAAGCCGGAGGCUGAUCAAUCUUCCAUUACAUUAGCUCCGAGUGAAAGCAAUUCAAUAAGCGAAACUACCGAGAAAAUGCCUACGACCGAGGAGCCGGAAGCAAAACCAGCCGGAACAACGACUACUGAAAGUGAUUUGCACGAAAUUACCACCGAUCCUCCUGUUCAUGAAGUUAAAAUUGAACAACCGGACGAGAAGGUUGACAAGCCGAACUCUAAGCCUCCAUUUACAGAGGUUCAAUACACAAUUGAACCCGCAAGUGUGGAUCAUCCAUCAGAUCAUAUUCCUACUUUAACAGAACCUUUCCAUACUGAAGUUCCAAGCGUGUAUGAGAUUAACUCUAUCGAAUAUCUCCCAUCAACUACAGAAUCAAGCCCAGGCGUGUCACUCGAACCAUCCACAAGUGAGACAUCGACUCCUUCAGAGAUCAUAACACCAACAAAAACCCUAACGCCUACAGCUAUGAUGUCAACUUCGACUAGUACUACUGAAUCCACUCUAACGACGUCCUUACCGCAAACCCCAAUACUGAACAACAAGCCGGUAGAAUCUACCAGCAGUUCUUCCAUUCCAACACCAUCCCUGCCUCUCCAUGUUCCCUCAACCACAACCGACUAUCGAUUCCACCCUAGACCAGGUCUUGUCCUAGACGACCCCGACUUCAAACCAGGAGGCAAAAAACCUAUCAUUCGAACCCAAAACCACUACCAACCACAACCGGAGAUCCAUCAAUCAACCGGAAUAAAUCUCCCGAACUACGGUGAAAUAUUCGAUGUGACACUGUCCGCUAUUCAGGGUCCGGCUGGUUCCGGAUCACAGCAGACCGUAAAAAUCAAUCCUUACCGGCAGCAAAACCUCCAACCGGAUGACGACGCCAGCAUCAUUCUCACUGCCAGCGGCGACGAAGGAUUCGUUUCGAUCGAUGGCAAACGUUCAUACAUCGAUCUUUUCGGCGAAUCCAAAACCAUCGCUCCAACGACGACCAGCAGCAUUGAAGCAAUCCGACCCACCAACGCUCUAGCGCCGGGAGUAACCGGAACGGGCUACGCAGUAGCUGAAACAGAGCCCCCUCAGCCGCAGGCACCUGCCGUGGCACCUCAGCACCCGCAAUCAAAUCCCCCAUCGAACCCCCAACCACCGCCGACUCAGCAGGCUCCCGUCGUCCACCGUCCGAUUCCCCAUCGACCGAAGUACCCGCUGCCACCGGUGCGGAUCGAUACCUGCAUCGUUGGCGACGACUCAACCUGCGACCAGGCCCAGAACGAGCGCUGCAAAACGGAGAACGGCGUUUCGAGUUGUCACUGCCGGCCGGGCUAUGCGCGACGAAAGCACCGAGAACCGUGCCGGCGAAUCGUUUCGCUGAUGCUGUCGAUGCGGGUCGACAAGAUCUACGAGCGGCGCAUCGUGUGGGACAACGUGCUCGCCAACAGGGACAGCGAGAAAUUCCAGCAACUGAGCUACGAAGCUGUUCGGGCGAUGGACUCCGCUAUGUCAAUGACACCAUUUUCGGACGAGUUCAUGGAAGCGCGGGUAAAUGGCAUCUACACCACCAACCCGGCAUCUACCGGACUCCGGGGGGUGUUUGUGAACUACACGAUCAGCAUGGAUGAGAACGCGGAGACGCUGCGACCACAGCUGAAGUCCGAAAUCCAGCGCCACCUCCUGGGGGUGAUACACCGAAGGAACAACAACAUAGGCAAUUCGGCCCUGUACGUGGACAGUCCCACGGGGGCGGUUUCGAGCGUGCAGGACGUGGAUGAAUGCACGUCGGACGAGUUGAACGAUUGCGAUGACGAGGCCAAGUGCACCAACAUGUUCGGCACAUUCCGGUGCGAGUGCGGAUUCGGCUACCGGGAUCCCUGGGCCGACCAGCCACAGCGAGCCGGGCGGGAAUGUUUGUCCUGUCCGGAUUCGUACUGCAACAAUCGGGGAACGUGCAUGUACGACAACGCCAACACCAAGCAGGUUUGCAAGUGCUUGGGCAGUUACUAUGGCACACAGUGCGAGAUUGAUGGCGAAGUGCUGGGAGUCGCAGUGGGAGCCUCCGUGGCUGCCGUGGUCAUCAUCGUUCUUACGUUGAUUUGUUUGAUCAUGUGGAGCCGCAAAUGGCAACGUGAGCACAAGAACGCCAUGGGCAGCCCCGUGUUUGGCUACAUGGGCGGCGGUCAGGUCAAGACCCCCGUCAUGGGACAAGCUCCCUACCAGGUGACCCUCGAGGACCGGAUGCGCUGGGCUCAGAUUGCAGACGUGAUGGCACAAGCCAACCACUAUGCAACUUUUCCGACCUUGCAGGCCGAACCCGUGGCACCACCAAGACCGGCAUCGGCCAUGUACGGCUAUCCGAACCUACAGACUAUUGGAAAUAUAAACACACUUAGCAUGCACGGCACGCUACCGCCGAUGCACGCAGGCACUCUCCCACCCGUUCCGCUGCCAAGUAUUUUGAAUAGGAGUCUGGGACUCAGCCGCAACGGCAUGCGGACACUGGAAAACUCGAGCUCUAGCGAGGAAGAGGACCGUGCCGACUUGCUUGGUCGGAACUUCAAUGUUCCGCGGCCCAAAAGCCGAAGCAACGCCAGCGUAACGUCUGGCAUCUACUACGACGUGGAUUAUGCGCCCACGGGCACGGAACAGCUUUAUGGUAUGACUAGCACCCUCAGCGCCGGCACGGCACCAGUUCCGAAUCCCAAGGCCCAGAGUAAUAUACCAAUGAGCACGUACACUUCUGGCAGCCGCCCGGUGCAGACUUCGUAUUAUAAGUAAGCGAGGGAGAAACAUAGAACCCAGUGAAUUCUCGACCAGUGUUCAAGAUAGCAAGGAAGAACCCGAAAACUGAUAUUUAUUAGGAAUCUCUACGUUGCGACGAACAAAUCAAUCGAUUAUAUUUCUGUCCCAAUAAUAUGUUGAGUAAAAUAAAUACUGAGCAAAUGUUUUAGUUUUAUACGAUAGCUUUGUAUAAUCGCUAAAAUUUCUACCUGAAUGUGCGGAAUUGAUAAAGGGGUAAUUCCUUUGUGUAUAGAAAUUACAAAUUAAAAAAAAUAUUUAAAUUGGAGAAAGACUUACUAGACUCUGAAUACAAAAAUCGUCUAGUGAACCGAAAAGACACUUAAAAAACAAAAUAGAGAAAAAGUUCGUUCUAGUAAAAAAAACUAGAAGUGAUUGUGCUUUUUUCUUAGGAUAUAAAAGAGAUAAAGAUAUUGAUACAAGUAUUAAUUGAGUAAUAAAUGCAUAUGCGACGUGUUGAUAGUUUAAUGAA